This is a messenger RNA of Fonsecaea erecta, 753 nucleotides long. RefSeq lists its product as hypothetical. The record is from RefSeq and is a predicted model, not a curated record. NCBI's taxonomy places the organism in Eukaryota, Fungi, Ascomycota, Eurotiomycetes, Chaetothyriales, Herpotrichiellaceae. The transcript has 2 exons. Bases 1 to 753 code for a protein of 250 amino acids. Gene Ontology annotation, molecular function: oxidoreductase activity.
AUGUCGCUAUCCGUCUCAGCAACCACAACAACCAUAGCACAGGAGCCCAAGCCUCGUGCCAUCCUGGGUCUGAUGAACUUCGGCCCUGACCCCAACGCCGGAGGCCGCAUCACCAUUCUUGAUGAAUUUAACCGAUGCCUCGACCACUCCCAGGAGCGCGGCUACAGCGAAGUCGACACCGCUCGCUUAUACAUGGAAGGUAAACAAGAAUUCACGGCCGCGGCGCAAUGGAAGAAGCGAGGCCUCGUGCUCGCCACCAAAGUGUACCCUGUACAUCCCGGGUUCCACGGCUCCCAAGUCCUCAGGACAAAGGUGUCGGAUUCCCUACAAGCACUCCAGACGGACCAUGUGGAUAUUUUCUACCUCCAUGCCGCCGAGCGGUCAGUCCCUUUCGCAGAAACGCGGGAGACGGUAAAUGAAUUAUACCAACGCCGCAAGUUCGAACGCUUGGGCGUCAGCAACUACACGGCCUUCGAAGUGGCGGAAAUCGUGACUAUGUGCAAUGAGCGCGGCUGGGUGCGUCGAACCAUAUAUCAGGCAGUGUACAACGCAAUCACACGCUCCAUCGAAGACGAACUCAUCCCCUGUUGCCGACGAUACGGCAUGGAAAUCGUCGUCUACAAUCCCCUCGCGGGAGGCAUACUGUCUGGAAAAUACACCACGGCAGCUUCGAUCCCCACAGAAGGACGAUACAGUGAUAAGAACACCAGGGCAGCUGUGUAUCGAGAAAAAUACUUCAAAGACACAACGUGA